This is a messenger RNA of Fusarium falciforme, 1014 nucleotides long. RefSeq lists its product as hypothetical. The coding region runs from base 1 to 1014 and encodes 337 amino acids. Lineage: Eukaryota; Fungi; Ascomycota; Sordariomycetes; Hypocreales; Nectriaceae. The record is from RefSeq and is a predicted model, not a curated record. The transcript has 2 exons.
AUGUCAAAGGGUCCUGUCGUGAUAGGCUCUACGCAGCAGUUCGAUGCGCUCCUCAAGUCGUCGCGCAUCGUCGUCGCUGACUUCUACGCCGACUGGUGCGGUCCUUGCAAGCAGAUCGCCCCCCUUUACGCAUCACUCUCGAACGAACUAUCCCGCGAAAACAUCCUGACCUUUGUCAAGAUCAACAGCGAAGAACAGGGAGAGCUGUCUGAGAGAUACCAGGUGUCCGCCCUACCAACCUUCCUCCUCUUCCUGGACGGAAAGCAGAUCGACAAGGUCCAGGGCGCCAAUCCUCCCAAGCUCCAAGCCAUGGUUCAGAAGCUGGCGGCCGAGGUGGACUCGCUCGGCGAAAGCGGCGCCGCCUCUAGCAGCGGAGGCAAUUGGAAGGGCGCCGAGAUCCCUCGAGGCUACAGCGACAUCACAGACCAAAUAGAGGUUCGAGAUCUCGAGGUCCUCAACGCAGAUGAGGAGAGCGGUUCCGUCAGGGUUCUGUUUGAGGGGAGCAAGCCCAGCGGACUGAGCAAUGGCAAGGGAACGGCCAAGGAUUUUGUCCAGAGCGGCGCCGACGACCAGCUGCUCCUGUUCAUUCCCUUCCAGUCGACCGUCAAGCUUCACACCCUCCAGGCAAGUUGCGCCGUAUUUUUUUACUGGACUACCACUCUAACCAAUGCGCAGCUUACUUCGCUUCCCCCCAAAGACGACGAGGAUGCGCCAAUGCGACCAGGAAUCAUCCACCUGUACAUCAACCGUCCCCACAACCUCGACUUCAGCGAGGCCGACGAGACCGAGCCCACACAGAUCAUCGACAUCCCUGCCGAGGACUGGAACGCCGACGGAACGGUCAAUGUUGGACUGCGCUUUGUCAAGUUCACAAAGACGUCAACCCUAAUCGUCUACGUCCAGCAGGGCGAGGGUGAUGGCGAGACCGUCCGGCUUGAUCGGGUGAAGCUCAUUGGCGAGGCUGGAGCCAAGCGCGAGAUGGGUAAGCUGCAGAAGGUUGGAGAAGACGAGUAA